UUUAUUCUCGAAAUGCAAGUUUUAAAAAAAAUCCUCUCCCUCUCAUUUCUUUUCUGGGGCCUGGCCCUAAUACUCCUCCGUAGCUUUCUCCUCUAUGUGGAAAAAUAAAUAAACUAACAAGCGAUAGGUGUGGGAAGAUUUUGUGGAUUCUCUUCGGGGCUUUUGUUGUCUUCCUCACACCGAUCCAUGAACUAUUCUAAUUGCAUGUUAAGUCCCUUUGUCGGCUCGCAGGUAGGGGAUGACCUGCGAUCGAGGUCGCACCUAAACCCAUUGUCCCGACCUGUUCGCUCGCCUCCUCACGCUUGUCAUGUCAUGGGCCUCGCUUUGACUCAGCAGUCCGUUUUAGCGAGUUACACUGUGGGACCUUCGGAGGAUUUGUAGAUUAAAGGAAGAAGAUACAGAGUACAGCCAUUCUUCCACGCAGAGGAAUGUCUCAAGAGAUAAAGAUAAUUCCAUCCUCUUGUCGCUAUCUUGUACCUGUUAUCUCUCUGGGGGGACAAUCAUCCUCCAUUUGGCCACUUCUCUCUCCUGUAAACGACUGACAUCCUCACAGCAAACAGGGCAAACUCGGAGACCUGUCAGAGCAGGACCGACACCUGCAUUGUGCCGGAGCUGCCAAAAGAGGAAGAGAAUGAAAAGGAGUUCUGCGGCGCGGACCAAAGCUCGCCGCCCUGAGCUGUUUGUGUUGUGAGAUGUAGACCACUGAUGCCAUAAGCCUCCUUCUCUUUGCACUCUAGUCGGCCCAUUGUUGCCCUUGUACAAAUUUGCUUUAGGCUCUGUGGACCCCACCCAAAUGAAUUCCUCCUCCCCCCCCCGCCCACCGCCACCUUUACCACUUUUAAAAAUCUGUGGCUACCCCCAGAAUGUCUCUCCCUUUACAUCUCGGCCAACGAUUAUUCGCUAUAUCUGCAAGGAUUUGACAAUAUACUGCAGAUAUGGAUUGUCAAGGGACAACACAUCGCUAUGAGACUCAGGGGAAGGAAACUGGCUAAUCAAUUAAUCAUUUGUUCUACGUAAAAUGUCAGAAGAGUAAAAAAGUAACAUCUUCAAAUGUCUUGUUAUUGUUUGAUCACUAAUAUGACAAGCAGAAGCAGAAAAUCUGAGCCAAUCCAGCUCAAAAUGAGAAGAAUUACUUUCACAUUCUUUUCCUUGAACAGAAAAAAAAAAAAAAGACAAACAAUUAUUUGAUCAUCCAAAUUGUUGCCAAUUAUUUUCUGUAAUCUGCAUAAUUGACUAAUCGUUUGGUCCGUAGCCGGCAGCCUUUCCUCCAGGAACACGACUAAUGACUCCGACGCUGCAUUUAAAACAAACGACAGAAUUCACACCGGUGAAAGAAGAGAAAACACUUUGGAGGUAUAUAUAAGACUGAUGCUAAUCUAAAUUAAAAAGGGAACAUAGACAAACACCUCGAGGAGAUGAAGGAGAUCAAUCUCUCCCCCCCCCCCAUAACAUUUUAAUGACGGGGGGAGUUUUUACUUUUUUAACUUCACACUCAAGGUCACGGCCGACAAAUUCAAAAGAUGGAGGUGGUUUAUGUCGUAUCAAAGUUCUGCAAGUGAGAGGAGAACUUUUCAUCAGCAGUCAUGGGAGGAGUGUAAAACUUUUAAUACUGCAUGGUAAAAAUAUUCCAAUAUACCCUUCAAAAUAUUCCUGACUCUAACCCUACAAGUAACAGUCCUGCAUUCGAGUUCGAACCGAGGUACCAGCAGCAUAAAGUAACUAAAGUCGUCAGUGGAUGAUCAUAACUAACAUAGGAAUGUGUGCCUAUAGAAUCUAUAACUAUUACACAAUGAUCACGGCUUGUAUCUCUCCAGUAAAGCACGUACCAUAAAAUAGUACUUAGGUGAAUGUACUUUUGUGAUAUUCCACCACGUUCCAUACGUUUCUUCUUAUCAGUAAAUAACGAACUAGUGUUUAAUUGUAGAAAUAGUUUGAAUCUGCACAACUUUUAUGUGUUUAUCCAGAGAGACCAAAUUCAUUUUUAUUAACUUAUGACAUUCCCAGAUCUAGCUAUUGAUUUUUUUUAUGUCUUUGUGUCUCAUCCACUGUUCUUCAGCUUACACACAGAUGCAUUAAAGUACAUUAACUCAACUUGUGAGUGUGUGAGUGUGUGACCACUCAAAAACAGAACUGAACAUUAUAACUUUCAUGAAGGUAGACUUUUUUUGAGCUGAGCACAAAUUUUACUAUGGCAAGACUUUACACUCCAUAAAUGUCUUUAUUAUUUCCAUGGUCAUUAUAUUUGCAUGCUUUCAAAUUAUUAUGAAAAUUACGCAUAAACAUCUUAACUACUCAUCCAAAGCAAACUAAGCAACAUCUCAAAGUAUUGAAGCCGCGUGAAAGUAGACAAAAACAGUGAGUUAUGCAGCAUUUUUAAACGUGGAGUUGGGUUUGGCACAAAAUUCAACCAGAGAAGGAAAAAAUUAAUCAAAACUGAUGGAUUGUCGUUUACAAAUGAGAAGAUGAACAUCAUUGUUGUAUUUUAAGAACUGCAUGUUUUGACACUAUACUCAUUAAUAACCCCCCCGCACCCACACACCCACACCAUUAUCUCUGAAGAAAAAACUCCUCGGCUAUCACCACCUACACAAAACAACACAACACUGCCCCCUCCCCCCCUCUCUUCAUGCUGAGGAUAUAAUAAUCAAAAUGAUGCCUGAGAACAGAGGGCGAGCUCCUUUGAACACAAACACCACUGAGCUUAACUGUGGCUCUUUUGAAGGACAUGAAGGAGGGGGGGGGACAGUGGAAUAAGAAGUGUAAUCUUCCCCUCUUAUCUUCAACCCCCCCCCCGCCCCCACACACACCCACACACACAAACAUACACACUCGCACACACACACACACACACACACACACACAUUAGCAUCUGUUAUCUCACAAUUAUCAUAUACAUUAGUCAACACCUGUUUCACUUAACCUCGUUUAAUUAGGGCCAUUGAAACGUCGCCCCUCACUCAAAACAGAGCCAUCCGACAUGUAAAAAGGCCAGUUUGUUAUGGUGCGUUCAAUAAAUUAGCAAAUGAAAAAAAAGAUACAACAACUCUUACAUGCUUUAUACAUUUCAUUAAAUAUGUAAUGAAAUGAGUAAUGGGAAUGGCGCAAUGGUCACUUUUACGCGUGCGUAAAAACCGAGCGUGUCAUUUGUUUAUUAGCGUCAUUUAACGCCCUUUCACGUUGUUAAUUCAAUUCACCACGGUGCAGAUGUUGUAGUCGGUGAUGAGGUAUCACAAGCGACAGCAGAGACUGGCGGGAUGUUGUUAACUGAAUUCAGGUCCUUUUUUCUAAUCUCUCCGCUUAAUUAGUGCCAGACAUGAGAAGUGUUUUGAAAAAAAGUCACACCAAACUGGUUUCAGAGUCUUUGUAAGUGAAACCAAAUCAAAUUGCAAACUGUAAAAAACAACAACAACAUAUAAACGAUGCCUGGUAUUGUUAUCUAACAUUUUGCAAAGUUUCAAUUUGCAGUUGAUGGGCCUUUAAAUGCAAAAUACACUUGUAUAUUGUGCUUUCAUGAUAAUAAUUAAAACCCAAAGAGUACGUUUUUUCUAUGACAAAAAAAUAUGACAGUGUUUUUGUUGCGCGGAGCUGAAGGUCGAGUCUGUGACUCGUUAUUCAACUCCGCGGGAGAAAGGGCUGCGUUUGCAUUGCAAACUUCAGCUUCUCACCAGAAAUCCACUGUGUUGCGAUAAGUCGCACAUAUUUAGCCUCUCCGCGAAGAAAAAGCGCUAAAAGGAACAGCGGAGGGGCUUCUUUGAUGGGAUUUGUUGCCAGUGAAAGCUGUGGGUCUUUUGAACGUAGCUGUCAGUCAAUACCAGAGGGACAUCCCCCCCCUCCCCUCUCUCUUUCUCUCUCUCUCUCUCUCUCUCCCCCUCCUCCCCCUGCACACACACACACACACACACGCUGGCAGCUGCGUGUAUAUAAAUAGAUCCGGGAGGAGGCUUGGGGUUGCCACUCACUCAAACCUGAAUAGCCGGGACGCAGGAAAGAUGCCCGCAUCGCAAACUGGAUUUGGCAACUUCUUCCUGGAGCGGAGCAUCAGCAUGCCGACUGGAUAUCAGCUGCCGGUGCUGGGUGUGCAGCAGCAGCAGCAGCAGCAGGCUCAGCAGCUGGCCGCGAUGGCGGCCGGGGUUCCCAUAGCGUACUCCGGACUACAGGGAUACAACUUCAUCCCGUAUCCGCACCACAGGCACAUUGCGCACAUGACCAACGGUUUCGACUUGAAGGCCGCCUCUCCCUACCACCACGCGCUCCUGGCUCGCGGGGGGCCCUUCUACCCGCCCUACCGUCCGGGAGCGACCGAGGACCCCGGCAGGGUCACCAAGGUGGCCACGCGUGAGAGCACCGGGGCGCUCAAGGCCUGGCUGAACGAGCACCUGAAGAACCCGUACCCCACCAAGGGCGAGAAAAUCAUGCUCGCCAUCAUCACCAAAAUGAGCCUCACGCAGGUCUCCACUUGGUUCGCCAACGCACGGCGACGCCUGAAGAAGGAGAACCGGGUCAGCUGGGCGUCCAAGGGGAAAUCAGACGAGGAGGAGGAGGAGGACGAGGAGCAGGAGGAGGAGGACGAGAGCGACGACGACAGUCCGCUGCAGAAAUGUCCGGUGGAUCAUGAGCGGGACGAGGCCGAGCCUCAAACCGACCGCGCGGACACCGACGAGCACGUCCAGGGCGCGUUGGAAAGCUCCGCACCUGUGGACGCGCGUCUGGAGACGCCGCAGCGGGAACAGGACAGCGAGCGCGCACUUGUUAAGAAAGUUGAAAAGAGCGACUCUGAUCACACGCCGUCCGGCUUGGAGAGUAAAGAGAUCAUCUCCAGCCAGAAACCCAAAAUCUGGUCUUUGGCGGAAACCGCCACCUCGGACACUCACGUGAGGAAACCCCUGGACAGUAUUUACCACCCGGCGGGGAAACUGUGGGCCGACUGGGCCUCACGAACCGGACUGUUCGUGCCCUCGUGUUACAUCACCCAUGAGAUCGUCUGAACGGGGCAUUUGGACAGAAACUAAUACAGACAUUCUUUUCCCCUCAUCUAAUGCACUUUAAUCUUCCAGACCUCAGGGACUUUUCCUGAAGUUUGCAAUGAAAUGAAUACAAAAAUCUGUUUUGAGACCAAAGACAAACACGCUGUGUUAUACUGUAAAUAAAUGUAGAUGUAUCCCCCCCCCCUCUCUCCCUCUCUCUCUUCACCAGCGACCUGUAAAUUAUGUUCCCUUUUGUCUAAUCAUGAAGAAAAUAUUUUUGCGUAAAAUAAAGUCCUGCAGCAUCUGCUGAUA
Molecule: messenger RNA, 5276 nt
Organism: Scophthalmus maximus (turbot)
Lineage: Eukaryota; Metazoa; Chordata; Actinopteri; Pleuronectiformes; Scophthalmidae
Gene: irx7
Product: iroquois homeobox 7
Exons: 2
Coding region: 3990-4985 (331 amino acids)
Biological process (GO): regulation of transcription by RNA polymerase II; cell development; neuron differentiation
Cellular component (GO): nucleus
Molecular function (GO): RNA polymerase II cis-regulatory region sequence-specific DNA binding; DNA-binding transcription factor activity, RNA polymerase II-specific
Source: RefSeq, a predicted model, not a curated record